GGUUUCGCUUCCGCCCACACAGCGGCGCUUUCCGAAUGAACACCGGGAGCAGCCGCUGGGAUAGAGAGGGGCGGAGCUUCAGCUUUCAGUGGGAAUUCUCAGUUCAAAAAGCUGCCAACGUCCUCUUGUGGACUUGUUUCUGUUUUCAUUGGUACUUUGGAGAUCGCCACGAAAAAUGCUCUUCACCGACGGGACACCGGCGUAACAAAAGUUACUUUUUUUACGUUGAAGGUGAGCAGAAAAUGAAAAAUCCUCGUUAAAAACAAAACGACAUACACGAGCGCUGCAGGUGACUCACGCUUUUGACCGGGGAACCACUUCACCGCGAGACUCCAUCCAUCCAGACCUUCUCGUCUCACCUGAACCCAGCUGGUUAAGAUGUCCCAGGAGACUUACUCAGCGCUGGACGAGCCCGCUCUCCGAGCUUUGCUGGAUGGAACCGUGGAUCUGGAUGAGAGACGCCUCAUCCGUUCAGCCAUCCGGGAGCUCAGGAGGAGGGAGAUCGAGGACAUGGAGGCCGCCCUCGCCAGCAAGAGGUUUCGACCAACACGCCUCAAUCAGCAGGAGGACAAAGAGAACCAGCACAGAUCCGAAUCCAGCGAUAAAUUAGACGUCCUUUCACGAAAACUUCAGACGAUCCAGGACACUGAAGAGCUCACAAAAAUGCUCCGCUCUGCUACAGAGUACGAGGAGAGGAAGGUGAUCCGGGCAGCCAUCAGACAGAUCCGAGAUGAGCAGCUGCAAGGUGCAGCGGAGAAGAGCAAAAUUUCCUCUUGCUCCGUAGAGGCGGAGAUUGCGGAGCCCCAGGCCAACAUGGGAACUGUGGAGGGAGAGAGGGAGAGUUGCAGUGAGCUGGAGUGCAUCAGAUCUUCGAUCCAGGACCUACACCCCCAGCAGACUCAACAGGGCAGAGAGCUGCAGAGGAAAGGAUCCAACUCAAGCAUGGUGCUGGUUCUGGAUCACCUGGUGAAGGAUGACAGCUCUGGCCCUUUGCUGAUCAAACCUCAGAAGGAAACCUUAGAGACAGAUCUGGCUCUGACUCAUCGUCAAAGGUCAGAUUCCACAGCUUCAGACCGCAGUGGGACCUCUGGGUUUUCUAUGUCCAAUCUGGAUUCUGUCGCCUCUGAGAAGAGUCUCGGCCCAAACCGCCGAGCUCGGUUGGACUCUGGAGCCUCAGACAGGAGCCAGGAUUCCCCCCAGCGGGGUCGUCUGGACUCAGCUUCAUCAGAUCGAAGCAUCAGCUCGCUGUCUCACACCAGACAGAGACUGGGCUCAGAUGCCUCCGACUUCUUUGCCAGACCUCGUCUGGGGUCCGGGACUAUGGACGGCAUCAGUGCAUUGCUUAGGAAACGGACCGACUCUGUGACAUCUGACCACAAUACAAGCACAUCCUCAGAAGAGAAGAGUCCUCUGGAGGAGGUGGAAGGAACCACAAGCAGUUCAACUAGCAGCACAGAUUCUGAAACAGAAAGGAACCACAGUCCGCCCAGCGUCCAGAACCAGUCCGACCAGGACCACGUUCCUGACCAACAGGAGCCAGACGGGGCAGUUUUCUCUCGGAGAGGUGCUGUGAAAGGCAGGGGAAGAACAGACUUCCAGAGUCAAAAGAUAAUGGUUAACGGCAACCUGUCGCUCACUCAUGGCAAAGCACAGGAUCCGGCCCCAGAAAAGAAAGAUGUUAUCCUGGAACAGUUCAGCCACAGCAACUCUGUUCGUGAUCGAAUGCGCAAGUUCACAGAGGCCAGCCAGAGCCCACAGCCACCUGCUUUAAAGAAAACCCCCCAGAGAAACGGGAACGCCUCCAUCAGCAGCACCAAUUUCCCCAGAGCUGCUGGGCUGUUCACACACACACCGACGUCCCUUAACACAUCCGGAGACACGCCAGCGAGGCCACGUGUGGGCUCAUUGUCUAGCGCCACUGCUCCAUCUCAAAGUCAGGCUGCACCUAAACUGAAAGGCGGAGCUAACAAACAUCUGCCCUCAGCAGGCCAAUCGCAGAGCUCUGUGGGUGGGACAAGGCUCCCGGCUGAAAAAGAUGUGCCUGCCUCUAGUGAGUCAAAGGAAGACGGAACCCCAGGGAGAGCAGCUGGAAGGACGGUCCCUCAGGGAGAGGAAGACCCCGACAUGAAGACUUUCCUCACCAUCGAGAUCAAGGAUGGUCGCAGCACCUCCACCUCCACCUCGUCCACACCGAGAGGCAAUGUGGUACCCAUCACCAACAUGAGCUCUCGCAUCACCUCGCUGGGGCAGCGGCCAGAGUUGACCCUCGGCCUCCGAGCGACACCGUUUAAGACCUCCUCAUCCACAUUCUCCUCCGGAUCCUCCAUCAAGAUGGAGACGGAACCCAUCGUCGCCUCAGUGCCAGUGUUUGCAGCUGGACCGUCUGUGCAGUUGGCCCAGCAAAGCUCAACCAUCCCCAACGGCUCCAGCACGCAGUCCAAACCAGUGGAGAGCUCCGGAAAGCUCACCGCCGAAAAGCUGGCUGCGAUCCAGGAUGAGGAGCUUCUUGACAAAAUGCUUGAUGAAUCAAAAGAUUUUGAGGAGAGGAAAAUGAUUCGUGCCGCCAUGAGAGACCUUCGCAAGAGAAAGAGGGAAGCCAUGCUGGGAUGUACCCAAGAGGAAAUGGGUAGGACGUGUGACCAGAGAGAAAAGGAGCGCGAGACUCGCCUGCAGGAUCUGCGGCAGCAGAGGGACGACCGAACGCAGAAAGGUCGAGCAGGUCCCGGAGCUGGAGAAGUGGUGAUCAACAAGAUGGAGAAGUCGGCAGAUGGUUCAACCCUCAGCCAAGUCACCAAGACAAACCGUUUCACACAGUCUGAUGAUGGGAGCAAAUCAACUCGCAGCACAGUGUUAGAAACCAGUUUUGUUCAGAAAACAGACAGAGGGACAGUCCAGUCAAAGUCAUUCAGCUACUCCUCUUCAUCAUCUUCCAACACCAGCAGGAAAGUAGGCAGCGUGUUCGAUCGCGAGGAUGACUCAUCGUCUCGAAGCGGGAGCAGCGGGCUGGCCGCCAUGGAGCGGCGGCAGGCAGAGAGGCGCAAGGAGCUGAUGAGGGCUCAAACAAUGCCGAAGACAUCCGCCAUGCAGGCCCGCAAGACCAUGAUAGAGAAGCUGGAGAAGGAGGGAGGCGGCCCUGGAAAUCAGGCCGUAGCCAAAGUAAACAGGGUGCAGCGCUCCACCAGUUUUGGCGUUCCCAACGCAAACUCCAUCAAGCAGAUGCUGCUGGACUGGUGCCGUGCCAAGACGCGCACAUAUGAGCAUGUGGACAUUCAGAACUUUUCGUCCAGCUGGAGUAACGGCAUGGCGUUUUGCGCCCUGGUGCACAGCUUCUUCCCUGAUGCCUUUGACUACGACUCACUGAGUCCCGGCAACCGCAGGCACAACUUUGAGGUGGCGUUCAGCUCUGCAGAGAAACUAGUGGACUGUCCCCAGCUGUUGGACGUGGACGACAUGGUGAAGAUGCGCGAGCCGGACUGGAAGUGUGUGUACACGUACCUGCAGGAGUUCUACAGGGGCCUUGUGACGAAGGGGCUGGUUAAAACCAAAAACUCCUCCUAGAGUCACGGCCCACCUAAAAUUAAACCCAUGGACCCACGCUAACUGCAUGCCUUUGCUGGAAGUGGAGGACAUGAUGAUCAUGGGCAACAAACCAGACUCCAAGUGCGUCUUCACCUACGUACAGUCUCUGGUCAACCACCUGCGAAGAUACGAGAUGUCCAUGGGUCGCUCCUCUGACCUUUGACCUGUGAUCAGGGAUCAAUCAGACUGAAUGUGGCGUCGGUCUCUCGCUCUCUUGCCGCUCCAAACCCAUAAAAAAUGGGCAAGUUGGAGGUUAUGUGUGUGUUUGUGUGUUUUACUCAGUUUUGUGAUGGCAGGGCAUCGUAGUUUCACUCCUCUGGACUCCGGUGACACACAGUCUACCUCUUCUUCAGCCAGAGAGGAUGCCUGAAUUUUAAAAAACCUUCUGAGGUUUUUAACAUUUAAUUUUUGUUCUCAAACUCAACUCAAUCUGAUGCCCUUUAAAAAAAGAAAUGUUUUCAUUUAUUGCCUCUUCUUAAGUAUUCAAAGCAACAUUCGCUCUCCUGUUAUUUUAUAAUUCUGUAAAGUUGUUCACACCUCUGCACCACUGAAAGACAAACAUUUACUCAAACAUGUCACCUUCUUUUUUUAUUCUGGUACUUUUUUUUUCCAUUUUAACUCAACUACAGUUGCUUUAAUUAUUCUAAUUAAGUUAUUUUCAUGUUUAAUCAAUAGGUGUAUUGAUUUUUUAAUACACGAGCACAGGGAUAUUUAAGUAGACGCCACACUGUUGCUUCAUUCGGGUUCUUAACUCUUAUUUUUACUGAACUUCACAAAAGCUACUGAGAAAAUCUGAAGUGAUUCAGUUAAACCUGACAUCUGUUUGUUUCUGCAGAAGAUCUGACCGCUGCAGCACGGCGUUUCCCUGUCCAGGUCCACACACAGCUCCUUUUAUUUAUGUUUAAAGAGAUUGUAGAUGAGUUUUUCUGAUAAGUUCAUAUUUUGUGCUUUUAAGCAUUUUGUUCAAAUAUCAGCUUCAGUUUUAAUGAUGAAUUAACUGGGCUCUUCUUUUAAAAGUCCAGGGUAUUUUUUAUUGUACAUUUAUCAUUAGUCUAAGAAAAAGUUUUUUUUUUAAUCUGAGGAGAAAAUGUAUUUGGUAGAUUUGAAAACUAAUUUUAGGAUGACUCAACUGAAAACCAAACCUCCAUAGAGCAGUGAGUGCAUGUGUACAUAAGAGCCUAAACACGUUGUAACUUCAUGUUUUCUGUGCACCACAGUUAAAUAUGAACUCAUGAUUAAAACAGUUUGACAAGUGAA
Messenger RNA from Nothobranchius furzeri (turquoise killifish), 4836 nucleotides. NCBI's taxonomy places the organism in Eukaryota, Metazoa, Chordata, Actinopteri, Cyprinodontiformes, Nothobranchiidae. The record is from RefSeq and is a predicted model, not a curated record.